UAGAGAAUCUUCCAUUGCAAAGACCUGGGCCAGUGGAACUCAAUGAGACAUUGCUGGAAAAAGCCAAAGGGAGUAUUUUCCUCUUUCAUGCUGAGAAAGAAGUGCUUUUAAAUUGGCAGGGAUUAGAAACACAACAGGGAAACUCUCCAGAAAAGACAGUUGUGCUUUGCACAGAAGUUGACCAAAGUUUGUGUGGCACUACAGUGAAGGAGGGCAUCCUCAGGCAUAAAAGAAGAAAAUCAUGUACAGAGUGUAAAAAUCUCCAACAAAGCUCUGACUGCCUGAAGAAUCAGAUUAUCCAAACAGGAGAAGAAUUUUAUAUAGGCACACAGUGUGGGAAAAUGUACAAGGAUGGAGCAUCCCUCAUUGUAGACAAAGGGAAUUCCACGGGAGACAAACCAUAUCACUGCUUACAGUGUGGCAAAAGCUUUGGCUGGAAGUCUUCACUCAUUACACACAACAGGACCCACACCGGCGAGAAACCUUACAAAUGUUCAGACUGUGGGAAAAGCUUCAGCAUUAACUCUCAGCUUAUAAGGCACAAAAGGAUCCACACGGGCGAGAAGCCCUACCAUUGCACGGACUGCGGCCGGAGCUUCAAUCAGAUCGCGUCACUGAUUUCCCACAAGAGGACUCACACGGGAGAGAAGCCCUAUGCAUGCUCUGAGUGUGGGAAGUAUUUUGGCACUAGGACAACACUCAUCAUGCACAAACGGGUGCACACAGGAGAAAAACCAUACCGGUGUGCAAACUGUGGACAGAGCUUCAGUCAGAGGACACAUCUUGUCAUACAUGAGAGGACCCACACAGGAGAGAAACCAUACAAGUGCUCCGAGUGUGUGAAAAGCUUCACUUCCAGCUCCGACCUUAAGAAACAUCAAAGGGUGCACAUUGGAGUGAAGUCAUUAAAGAGUUCGGUGCUGAAAGCAAGACCUGAGCACUAGACUGGGGUCAUACAUGCGGGACAGUGAGGUGGUUGGGUUUAGUUCCCUACUUAGGGGCUGCAGGAUUCCAACUUUGGAUGUUUCUUUCCAUAAAAUAAAAUU
Messenger RNA from Eublepharis macularius, 1046 nucleotides. RefSeq names its product zinc finger protein 572-like. The transcript has a single exon. Gene Ontology annotation, biological process: regulation of transcription by RNA polymerase II. Lineage: Eukaryota; Metazoa; Chordata; Lepidosauria; Squamata; Eublepharidae. The record is from RefSeq and is a predicted model, not a curated record. Bases 342 to 944 code for a protein of 200 amino acids. Gene Ontology annotation, molecular function: RNA polymerase II cis-regulatory region sequence-specific DNA binding; DNA-binding transcription factor activity, RNA polymerase II-specific.